Messenger RNA from Leptosomus discolor (cuckoo roller), 1501 nucleotides. The record is from RefSeq and is a predicted model, not a curated record. Lineage: Eukaryota; Metazoa; Chordata; Aves; Leptosomiformes; Leptosomidae.
GCAAAUGUUCAGAAAAAUUUCUGCUUACCAAAUGAGCUUUUCUCUUCCUGGUAUAACUCAGGUGUAAUGUCUUUGCUGAAACCUCUUUUGCUGGAUGUCGUCUCAACUAUUCAACAGACUGCUGCUUUGGCUCUUGGGAGACUUGCCAAUUAUAAUGAUGACCUGGCAGAGGCAGUCGUGAAGGGAAACAUUCUUCCACAGCUUGUGUGUUCAUUGUCUGAGCAGAACCGUUUCUACAAGAAGGCAGCUGCAUUUGUGCUAAGGGCAGUUGGUAAACAUUCUCCGCAGCUAGCUCAGGCAAUAGUUCAGUGUGGAGCACUGGAAAUGCUUGUGAUUUGCUUGGAAGAUUUUGACCCUGGAGUCAAAGAAGCUGCAUCUUGGGCACUUGGGUAUAUUGCCCGACACAAUUCAGAACUGUCACAAGCUGUGGUGGAUGCAGGCGCUGUUCCUCUUUUAGUGCUCUGUAUCCAGGAGCCAGAAAUUGCUUUGAAAAGGAUUGCUGCUUCAACUCUCAGUGAUAUUUCAAAGCAUUCUCCAGAGUUAGCACAGACAGUAGUGGAUGCAGGAGCUAUCGCUCACUUAGCUCAGAUGAUCCUGAACCCUGAUGCUAAACUGAAGCGUCAGGUGUUGUCAGCUCUAAGCCAAAUAGCAAAGCAUUCAGUGGAUCUUGCAGAGUUGGUGGUUGAAGCAGAAAUUUUCCCAGUUGUGCUCACAUGCCUGAAGGACUCAGAUGAAUAUGUCAAGAAAAAUGGUGCAACUUUAAUUAGAGAGAUAGCAAAGCAUACGCCUGAGCUUUCACAGCUUAUAGUAAAUGCAGGUGGAGUUGCUGCUGUGAUUGAUUGUAUUGGCAGCUGCAGAGGGACUGUCAGACUGCCUGGCAUCAUGAUGCUUGGUUAUGUAGCAGCUCAUUCGGAGAACCUGUCAAUGGCAGUGAUUGUCUCCAAGGGAAUACCACCACUGUGUGCCUGCUUGAUAGAAGAACAUGAAGAUCAUAUUAAGGCAGCAGCUGCGUGGGCCUUGGGACAGGUUGGAAGACACACUCCUGAGCAUGCACGUGCCGUUGCAGUAGCAAACGUGCUACCCACACUGCUUGCUAUGUAUAUGGACACACACAGUUCAGAAGAUCUUCAAAUGAAAACUAAAAAAGCCUUAAAGAGCAUCCUUCAGAAAUGCACCUAUCUUCCAGCACUUGAACCAUUGCUGCAUGAUGCCCCUCCCAAUAUUAUGAAACAUAUUGUUGGGCAGUUUAGUAAGGUGUUACCACAUGACAGUAAAGCACGUCGUCUCUUUGUAACAACUGGUGGACUUAAAAAGGUUCAAGAAAUAAAAGCAGAACCUGGGUCGCUUCUUCAGGAAUAUAUCAAUACUAUUAACAAUUGCUAUCCAGAGGAAAUAGUAAGGUAUUAUUCCCCUGGAUAUUCCGAGAUACUUCUGGAAAGGACACAGAACUACAAAAGCAAUCUGAAAUCUGGAUUUUUUUUCUGCUCCUUGGAGACCACAA